This is a messenger RNA of Aspergillus candidus, 1557 nucleotides long. Its product is annotated as isoaspartyl peptidase/L-asparaginase. NCBI's taxonomy places the organism in Eukaryota, Fungi, Ascomycota, Eurotiomycetes, Eurotiales, Aspergillaceae. The transcript has a single exon. The record is from RefSeq and is a predicted model, not a curated record. The coding region runs from base 109 to 1500 and encodes 463 amino acids. Gene Ontology annotation, molecular function: hydrolase activity.
AUCCCAGGUUACUUUCCUUCUAUCUACUUUCAUUUGUGAUGCUAACAAUUGCAUUCCACCAAAGCCGUGACAUCUUCGCAAAGUUUCAAACACCCGAUCCCGACACCAAUGUUCCAACCAACAUUGAUCAUCCACGGCGGCGCCGGAGCAAUCCAGCGCUCAACCCUCCCUCCAGACCUCUACUCCCAAUACCACGCCUCCCUCCUCUCCUACCUCCGCUCGACCAAAGACCUCCUGGACAAAGGCACCCCCGCCCUCGACGCAGCCGUCCACGCCGUCUCCCUAAUGGAAGACGACGAGCUCUUCAACUGCGGCCGCGGCAGCGUAUUCACAAAGGCAGGGACAAUCGAGAUGGAAGCCUCAGUGAUGGUAACCAGCGUCUUGGAGGAGGAAGGAGGAGGAGGACCCUUCAAACGCGCUGCGGGAGUAAUGGGUCUGAAAAACGUCCGACACCCCGUCCGACUCGCUCGGGAAAGUCUCCUCCGUACCGGCCAUGACGCGAGUGGGACACCUACCGCGGAUGGAGGUAGCAUGCAUUCGCAGCUUGCGGCGCCCUAUGUGGAGAAGCUGGCCCGUGAAUGGGGAUUGGAGUUUAAACCUGAUGAGUGGUUUUUUACGCAGCGGCGUUGGGAUGAGCAUCGAAGGGGACUGGAUGGGAAGGAGGAGCCGGUGUCUAUGAGUCAGGGGACUGUUGGCUGCGUGUGUCUGGAUCGGUGGGGUGGUCUUGCUGUGGCGACGAGUACAGGGGGCAUGACGAACAAACUCCCCGGCCGUAUUGGGGAUACUCCAACUCUGGGGGCGGGGUUCUGGGCAGAGAGCUGGGAUGGGGAGGUUGGAGAGGAUGGACAAGAUGGGGGGAGCACGAAAGAAAUGGUGUACCGGGCUCCGUUGCCUCCAGCCCAGCGUGGUUGCGCAGAUUUAACGACAACGUACUCCCUGCGAAGCAUAUGGGACGAUGUGUUCGGGGAUCGGACAUCUCCGCCCUCUCGCGAAACAGUUCCGCAUGCGCCUUCUCCUCCCUGUUUCGUGUGUACCACAAACAUAUGCACCAUUACAUGUUCACCAACAGACCUUGAAGAGCAGCACGCUCUUAUUGAUCGCGUCCCCCGCAUCUCAUCUACCAGAAAACGAGCAAUGGCCCUCUCAGGGACCGGUAAUGGGGAUUCGUUCCUCCGCGUCGCUGCAGCCCGUACGGCGUGUGCCAUUGCUCGAUAUUCACCCCACGAGGUCUCAGCCGCAGCAGCUGUCACCGCUAUUGCGGGACCCGGAGGUGAGCUGCAGCGCUCUGCGGGCCCACGAUGGAAGAAGACUGGAGAGGGCGAGGGUGGGAUCAUUGGGAUCGAGGCUUGUAUGGAAAGUCGUGCAGAGCAUGGUCGCGUCUUGCGCGGUAAUGUGAUGUUUGAUUUCAAUUGCGGGGGCAUGUGGAGGGCUUGGAUUGAGACUGGGGAUGAUGGGUAUGAGGUUGAGAGAGUGAUGGUGUUUCGAGAGGAGUAUCGUUGAGGGUAACAUUCUGAAUGUUACUGGUUCUAGGGUUUUUCAUUAUUGAUACGGCAAGUC